Molecule: messenger RNA, 1230 nt
Organism: Seminavis robusta
Lineage: Eukaryota; Bacillariophyta; Bacillariophyceae; Naviculales; Naviculaceae
Source: the annotation of a GenBank genome assembly
AUGGCCUCCCCACUGAAGCAAUCAUCCCGUAGCUGGGCCAUGUUGGCGUUAGGAGCAUCCGUUUUCGUCGUGCUUACAACCUUGCGGAGCAACCUUGGCCUGUCGGUCAAUUGCGAUUCACUGCUACCUUCGCAGCUUGCAGUCGAGAUGGACAUCCCACGUAUUGGCCGUUUUCGUGAAUCAACGAAAGACAAACAACAAAAGAGCAGUCGACAUGCCACUGUGAUGGGGAUGGCGACAAACUAUGACGUUGGGGCCUUCCGGCGUUUCGUCGGUUCACUGCGAAGGAGCGGAUAUCUAGGACACAUCAUUUUGGCCAUCUCACCAAACCCCCAACGGGGAGUUGUGGAGUAUUUGACUAGCCACAAUGUGACGAUGAAAAGAUUGACGCUGGUGAAUUGCAGCACAGACAUCUUGAGCAUGGGCGGAGAAACUCCCUCCAAGAUGGAUUCUCAUGCCGUCGAGGUAAUGACAUGUGCCGAUCCAUAUCCUGAUCUAAAAUUACGUUGGGGGCGCUUUGCUCUCUUGAGAGACUAUCUACUGGACUGUCGAGAAUGCACUGGCCCGGUACUAGUUGCCGAUGUGCGAGAUACUUAUUUCCAACGAGACCCCUUUGGACCAGAAGCACCACAUGUGCAAGGUUUGCAAGUCUUCGAAGAACACAGAACAAUGCGAACGACCCACUGGUUGGUGAAAGGACCAGUUGAACGAUGCAAAGCUAUUUCAAUAUUUGACAAACCAAUGCUUUGCAGUGGAACAACCGUGGGCACACGAGAUGCAAUGCUACGGUACCUGAAUGAUAUGGUCGCAGAAAUGCGGGUAUGGAUGCAAGACCCAAAAUGCUGUUGUAACAAGAUGAACGGUGACGACCAGUCAAUCCACAAUUACCUGUACUACACGCAGCAGCUGCCCUAUGCAACGUCCCAAAGGAAUCGAGUUGGACUUGUCCAUACAGUUGGGUCACAAGGUGCAAUGCUGUUCAAUGCCAAACGAAAGCGCAACAUGGAAGAACUCAAUAUGACGCAAAGAGAUGCCUCGAGGAAGGCAUACACAAGUGGCGAAGACGAAGCCAAAGGGACAUGGUUGGGCUUGGAACAUGACCUCACGGAUAAGCACGGCUUUUUCAUAGAUUUUGAUGGACAAAGGUCCUUCAUCAUCCACCAGUAUGAUAGGUUUGGAUGGCCAAUGGAUCAGUGGUUAGACCGCAAAAGUGGGCUGCGAGAUCGGUAG